Molecule: messenger RNA, 752 nt
Organism: Aspergillus novofumigatus IBT 16806
Lineage: Eukaryota; Fungi; Ascomycota; Eurotiomycetes; Eurotiales; Aspergillaceae
Exons: 2
Coding region: 232-696 (154 amino acids)
Source: RefSeq, a predicted model, not a curated record
GAGGAUAUGGUGGGGAGGAAGCUGGGCGAAUAUGUUCCUACCCGCAAGCGGUUCACGUACAAGCAGUCCAAGAACAAAUAAGUGGUUCUGGCGGCGGUAUGGGGAUACCGUUCGAUGGUUCUUGUCGCUGCGUUUUCGAGACCUUGGCACUGGCGCUUACGGGUGUUGUUCCUGGGCGAGCAGCAUUAUGGGAUGGGAUCGUGAUUGGGACUGCUACGGCGGUUGUUCCAAAUGAUCAAGGCAGGGAAUGUCUACUGGAGGGUAACAGAUCUGGCUGCUCUGCGGUAUCGUCUCCCUGUCGAGGCUCUUCCGUCUUCUACUGGCGGGAUGUGUACAUCUACACAUAUCUGUAUUGUAAAAAUAGCGGUUACUGUGUUGGAGUUAUUUAGGUUUUGCGAAAGUCAAUAUUUUCAUUCUGGAUAUCAGAGUUGUAUACUUGUUGGGUUGAACACCAAUGAAUAUGUGUCCCAUUCAGCCUUCCAAAAACGCCUGCGAGCAAAGUUCAGAAAAGGAAAAUUCUUUUCGAAAUAUAAGAAACCCCAAUGCAGGAUAUCCGUCGUCCUCAACCCGGUAUGUACGCCAAAUAAAAUUGAAAAAUCUGCCUUCCCAGAGAAAGCCACCAUAAUCCCUCUCGCCAAGACUGCGUAUGAAUAUAACGUCAAAAUCUCUCAUAAGUCGCCCAAAUCUCGUGGAUGAGCUUUAUCAACCGUGCAGACGGAGAAUCAUUCAGGCCAAGCGGAUGACACCCGGUC